AUGAUUGUUCAAGGACGAAAGAGGAAGACUGAUGAGGAGGACAAUCGUUUAAUGACAGAGAGCGAAAAGAGCGUGAUUAUCGAUUUGAACAGCAAAUUCCCACAACAUUCCAAACACUGGUUGCCAAUCGUGUGGGCCGCUUCCAUUGUGACUCGAGCUAGGAAGGAAGGACGGAUACGUGACGACUUCGCUGUCAAGACCAUUAUUGAUGAGCUCAACAUUUUCAGAGGAAAAUCUGGACAUCUUUUACAAUAUGACAUGAUAUCCGUUCCCUUAGUAUAUACUCAAGUAGUCACCUUAGCAACAUAUUCUUUUUUCAUAACCAGUGUGAUUGGACGCCAGUGGUUGGAUGUUGACGAGAAAGAUCCGUUGUAUGUUAGGCGGAGGAAUCCAAUCGAUCUAUACUUUCCUGUUUUCACAACUCUUCAAUUUUUCUUUUAUAUGGGAUGGCUAAAAGUGGCAGAAAGUCUUAUAAAUCCAUUUGGUGAAGAUGACGAUGAUUUUGAAGUUAACUGGAUAGUUGAUAGGAAUCUUUCAGUAUCUUAUCUGAUCGUUGACGAAAUGCAUCACGAACAUCCAGAGCUCAUUAAAGACCAAUAUUGGGAUGAGGUUUUCCCGACUGAACUGCCUCAUACCCUAGCCUCUGAGCCGUUCAAAGAGAAGAUCCCUCAACCAUCGACUGCGAAUAUUGCUGUGCAGUUUGCCAAUUUGAGCAACGCCAAUCCUUCGACAAUAAAGAUUGAUGAUCUAGGCAUGGCUGACGAUAACCAAAGUGGCAUUCAUUUUUCUGCCGAGGGACGUAGUUCUUCUCGGCUCUCAAUGCAUCGACCAAGAACAACUUCUGCUGGUUCGACGACAUCCAUGAAUAAUAUGGGCUCUUUACCCAGGGUCAAUUCUGUGACAUCAACCCUUAAGAGGAUAUUCAGUAGAGAAAACACUCCUGCUACAGUUGAUGGUAGCUAUCCACCACCUGGAUCGAGACUUGCAGAAAGUCAAAGUCAAACUAGUCUUACAGGGAAAUUCUUUGGUGGAGGUGGUGGAAGUAUGCGAAUCGCAAAUCAAGUUAUUGAAGAAGUUGAUGAACAAGCUACAAUUACCUCGAUGGCUUCCAAGAAACCUGAGGUUCGACCAACAGCUCGAUCUCUAUUUGAAAAUUCAGAACCUAUACCUGUACCUCAAUGGAGGCAUUCAGUCGGAAUAACUUCUUCCGUUCCGGUGAACUCCACAAAUCCACCUGCAAGCAGAGGGGCGUCUGUGCAAUCUGUGCCUAGCUCUGCCUGUAUUACGGGCGAUACAUUGAGUAUGACGAGCAGUAAUGCUGGUGAUGAGGAUGAAUUCACUCGACUCAAGGAAGAGCGAAGAAGAGAAAGGGAGAGAAUACAAUUAGCGAGAUCGAUCAGCGUGAUAGCUGAUGGGAGACUAUCCCCCGAUGAAGAUAUUGCUCUCCUCGACAUAACAACUGAUUCAAACACUCCGUUAAUACCAACUGCACCUCCGAUACCAAAUAAGUGAUUUAGUUCGCUACAAAUAGUAUUAAAUGCUUUAAGCAUCUUCAUUGAUUACUUAACAAAGCUUUCUUUAAUUUAUGUGAAAAAUUGUUAGCUCUCAUGGCCUAAUGAAGUCGACAUUUUUAUUUUUCUUAUCUGAAUAGUCAACAUGGCACGGCAUUUGUUCAUAUUUUUUUUGUAAAUAUUAUGAAAUUGUACAUUUUUUAAAAGCAUAAAUAUUUUAACUUAUUGUGUUAAUAAUUAAUUGUUAUUAAUUAAUUAGACUAUUUAUAAUUUAUAUACUUGGACGACUAAUAAAAUCUGGAAUGUCUUAAUACUCAGUCUUUAGGUGUACUCAUGUACAUAUGAAAUUUAAUUUAAAAAAUUAGUAUUAUCAAGUACAUAUUAGUAUUAUUGAAUUCUUUAUUGUUACCAUAUAAUUAGCAUUUUAAAAUGCUAAAAUGGAUAUGAAUAUUUUUUCUAAUUAAAGUAUUAUUAGUUUAGUUAAGAAAACAAAUUAGAUUUAAAUGUUGAGAAUAUUUCUAUAGUUUUAAGUUUAAUUUGUAGAUUGUUAAAUAACUAGAAACCUUUUCAGUGCGGUUCAAUUACUGCAUAAUGUGAUAUUACAAAAGGCCUUUCAAACUCUUUAAGUACAUUUAAGAAGAUAAUAAUAAUAAAUCAAUUUAAUGUAUAUUUUACAUUUGUUAUACAAAUAAAACAUUCCAGACUCCAUUUUGAUUUUUUUUAAUUUGAUCUGUAUUAUGUAACCUAAGGUUUCUUACGUGGCCUGAAACUGUGACAACUUUUGGACAACCUGUCAACUUAGUUUUUAAAAACUUUUAUUUAUUAUAACAUUUUUUUUUUUUUUUUUUUAUU
This is a messenger RNA of Nezara viridula (southern green stink bug), 2363 nucleotides long. The record is from the annotation of a GenBank genome assembly. Lineage: Eukaryota; Metazoa; Arthropoda; Insecta; Hemiptera; Pentatomidae.